Molecule: messenger RNA, 1530 nt
Organism: Paecilomyces variotii
Lineage: Eukaryota; Fungi; Ascomycota; Eurotiomycetes; Eurotiales; Thermoascaceae
Product: thioredoxin-like domain-containing protein
Exons: 4
Coding region: 1-1530 (509 amino acids)
Biological process (GO): response to endoplasmic reticulum stress; protein folding
Cellular component (GO): endoplasmic reticulum
Molecular function (GO): protein disulfide isomerase activity
Source: RefSeq, a predicted model, not a curated record
AUGCGGUCUUUCGCCCAUUUGGCGCUGGGUCUGCUCGGAGCGGCUGCCGUCGCGUCUGCCGCUGAUGCAGUGUCCGAUGUCCAUUCGCUGAACAAGGACAACUUUGAGGAUUUCGUCAAGGAGCAUGAUCUCGUGCUGGCGGAGUUCUUUGCCCCCUGGUGCGGUCACUGCAAGGCUCUGGCCCCCGAGUAUGAAAUCGCCGCUACGGAGCUGAAGGAGAAGGAUAUUCCUCUGGUCAAGGUCGACUGUACCGAGGAGUCGGAUCUCUGCAAGGACUAUGGCGUCGAGGGUUAUCCUACCCUGAAGAUCUUCCGUGGUACGGACUCGAUCAAGCCUUACCAGGGAGCUCGCAAGUCUGGAGCUAUCGUCUCCUACAUGAUCAAGCAGUCCCUGCCGGCCGUCUCUCCGGUCACUGAGGCGAACCUGGAGGAGGUCAAGGCUAUGGACAAGAUUGUUAUUAUCGGAUACAUCGCCCCCGAUGACAAGGCUUCCAACGAGACUUUCACUACUCUGGCGGAGUCUCUGCGGGAUGUCUACGUCUUCGCGGGCAGCAACGACGCCGCUCUCGCCAAGGCAGAGGGUGUCAAGCAGCCGGCCAUCGUUCUCUACAAGGACUUUGACGAGAAGAAGGCCGUUUUCGACGGCAAGUUCGAGAAGGACGACAUCAUCAGCUGGGCUAAGACCGCCAGCACCCCUCUCGUGGGCGAGGUUGGCCCUGACACUUACGCGGGAUACAUGUCGGCUGGCAUUCCUCUGGCCUACAUCUUCGCUGAGACCCCCGAGGAGCGCAAGCAGUUCGCUGAGGACUUCAAGCCCAUCGCUGAGAAGCACCGCGGCGCGAUCAACAUUGCUACCAUCGAUGCUAAGGCUUUCGGUGCUCACGCCAACAACCUGAACCUGGACCCCGAGAAGUUCCCUGCAUUCGCCAUUCAGGACACCGUCAAGGCUUCCAAGUACCCGUACGACCAGUCGAAGAAGAUUGAAGCCAAGGAGGUUGGCAAGUUCAUCCAGAAGGUCCUGGACGGCAAGGUUGAGCCCAGCGUCAAGUCUGAGCCCAUCCCCGAGAAGCAGGAGGGUCCCGUCACCGUCGUUGUCGCCCACACCUACCAGGACCUGGUCAUUGACAACGACAAGGAUGUCCUGGUCGAGUUCUAUGCCCCCUGGUGUGGACACUGCAAGGCUCUCGCUCCCAAGUACGAGGAGCUCGGACAGCUCUACGCUGGGAACCCUGACCUCGCCGACAAGGUGACCAUCGCCAAGAUCGAUGCCACCGCCAACGAUAUCCCCGAGCCCAUCCAGGGCUUCCCCACCAUCAAGAUCUUCCCUGCCGGCGCCAAGGACUCUCCCAUUGAGUAUGCUGGAGACCGCACCGUUGAGGACCUCGCCGACUUCAUCAAGGAGAACGGCAAGUACAAGGCUGAUGCCCUCGCCGCUGCGACCGAGAAGCCCCAGGAGGGCGGCGACGUCACCAACGCCCCGUCCGAGGCGACCGUUGUCCCUGAUGAGCCCGUGGAGCAUGAUGAGCUGUGA